CUGCCGCCUUGGGGAUACUGGACCUGGAACUUUCAGGACCCGACUUAUUGACAACGAAAGAAUGGACCAGGAGCCCUGUAUGCGGUUAGACGGUAGCUCCGCCUGCACGUUCAGGGAUCACAAGGUACUUUCGAAUACAUUGGAUGACAAGCCGACAUAUCUUUUGCAGCGCCGUAAGUUGACGACACGAUACUUUAACUAUCCGGACUCGGCGAGCCGUCCAACAAGGAUAUCUUCGAGUAGAGUGACAUUCGAAAGGAAUAAAAGAAAAGAAAAGAAUAGAAACAACAAUUAGGCACAUAGAUAUGGACGAAGUCGACACUAUUGCUACUGGUCUCGCAUCUCCAUCGAAGCCGAUGCCGUACAUAUAUGGCGAUACAGACUUGUAUCUCGAUUCAUCAAACGCUUCGACAACCUCCAGUCCAAUGGAUCCGCCGUACGAUAUAACAUUUCAAGGGAUGUAUCCUAGUCCCGAACACACAGACGGAUCAGGGGAAGCGACGCAGUCCUCGCCACAACAGUCCACUAAGCCUGUGGCAAAAAGAAAACGCGAGAACAGAUACAAGAAUGCACCGCCAUCUGUCUUAUCUCGUCGAAGAGCUCAGAAUCGUGCAUCACAGCGGGCUUAUCGGGAACGAAAGGACCAGCGCAUCAAGGACCUCGAAAUUUUACUCGGCGAAGCUCAGAAAAAGAACGACGUCCUCAGCCAGGCCUAUUCCAGCUUGCAAGCAGAGUAUGUCAGGCUCAAGCGCGAGCAAGAGGCGGUCGAUCACUACCAACAAGGCAGUCUAGUAUAUGACCCAACCAUCUCGGCAUCAGGAGAUAUGGACCUAUUCCUCUACAACAAUAGUUCAUCAAGUUAUUCCAUGUAAGGUAGUGAGAAGACCGGUUUAUUCCGAUUGAGCAGAUGCUUCUUAACCCUUGGGCUUGGAGCAAUCAAAGAACCCACGCGCUUCGCCUGGACCGACCCGAUCAUCGUUUCCGAAUAAUCCCUGACGAUUAAGGCGGAAUUUGACCAGUGAAAUAGACGGCCAACAUCAGCGCCCGGCUCGCUGGAGGGUUGCUCGAUGAUGUAAAGACCCAAUGUCGAUAAAGGUCUAUGUACCUGAUUGAUGAGAAUAUCAGAUAUGGGUCAUGACCCUCCUUGUGAGCAGAUGAGGAAUGCACUAUUCCAAAAUUCUGCGCAACCUCAUUUAUCUAUAAUUGACGUUUUCGGGCUACUAUAGGUAGCUUCGUAUGGGGUUGGAUCAAAAUUAAAAGCUUGUUUUAAGAAGCGUAUGAAGAAAGAUAUGGCUUGACUGUGGUUACACGCCUAACCAAUGGCGAUUUCUAUGCCAGAUAGGGGUCGAAAGGAGAGAGCACCGAGUUUCGUCAUCAUAUAGGAAACCUUACUGAAUAGAAUUCCUGCCAAUCAGGGCAAGGUUAUCAUGUUGUUUCUGCUUUUGCGCUGCUCUGCAAUGGUCCUCGCCUUCGAAGAUGAAUGACGAAGAUUAAAUCCAUGCCCAUCGACAGAGCAUGCUUCUAUUCUCCUGACUCGGCAUCGACGGACCUACGAGAAGGUACAGGUCCGGUG
Annulohypoxylon truncatum is the source of this 1573-nucleotide messenger RNA. RefSeq lists its product as uncharacterized. NCBI's taxonomy places the organism in Eukaryota, Fungi, Ascomycota, Sordariomycetes, Xylariales, Hypoxylaceae. Gene Ontology annotation, cellular component: RNA polymerase II transcription regulator complex. The transcript has 4 exons. Gene Ontology annotation, molecular function: DNA-binding transcription activator activity, RNA polymerase II-specific; transcription cis-regulatory region binding. The record is from RefSeq and is a predicted model, not a curated record. The coding region runs from base 306 to 872 and encodes 188 amino acids.